Messenger RNA from Strongyloides ratti, 1413 nucleotides. Its product is annotated as Occludin/RNA polymerase II elongation factor, ELL domain and RNA polymerase II elongation factor ELL family-containing protein. Gene Ontology annotation, molecular function: cis-regulatory region sequence-specific DNA binding. Lineage: Eukaryota; Metazoa; Nematoda; Chromadorea; Rhabditida; Strongyloididae. The record is from RefSeq and is a predicted model, not a curated record. Gene Ontology annotation, biological process: transcription elongation by RNA polymerase II; positive regulation of transcription elongation by RNA polymerase II; snRNA transcription by RNA polymerase II. The transcript is spliced from 2 exons. The coding region runs from base 1 to 1413 and encodes 470 amino acids. Gene Ontology annotation, cellular component: transcription elongation factor complex.
AUGCAAUCUAUUGCCAAUGAUUACCAAAUAUGGCGUGAGCCUUUGAUAGAAGUAGAACAUGGUGGUCGUCAAGAUACUGCAAUUUUUUUAAGAAUGACUGAUCAAAGUCAACAAAGUAUGAUUGAAGCUCAUCUGAAGAAUUUACCAAUUUUUCUUCAUGUAAAAGCGGAUCAAAUUUACUUUGAAAUUGCAAAAGAUGGUAGAAAUGAAAUUUUAGAUGUUAAUACUGUAAGACAUAAUUCAAAUGAAACUGAACAUGGAUUAGCUUUAAACACAUCUGAAAAUAAAUUUGAACAUUGUGCUCUUUUUAAGGGUAGACUUCAGAUUCAAGCAACAAACAAAAGUAUUGAUCAAGCCAGAGCUAAAGCUCAAAGGGCUAAGGAACAAGAAACAACAAAAACGGCUGUUAAACUUGAUAUAACAAAUAAAGAUAAACGGAAAAAUAUUCCAACAAAAGCAAUGGGUGAUAGAGGACCACCUAAAGAACCAGUAGUAUCAAAUAAAAAACAUUCUCCAACAUUAACAUCUCGUUAUACGGGACAAACAUUGACAGAAUUAAAUAAUCAACCUAUGUAUUUAAGAGUUCUUCAUGUUGUUGCAACUGGUAAAUUUAAAUCUAUUGAUGAGAUUGUUAAAAAAAUUAAAACUGAUUCUUAUGGUAAGGGAGAUGUAAGCCCUAACAAUGAAUUUGCUGAAAAAUUAGCUUCUAUUCCUAAGAUUGUUGAAGAGAUUAUUGAUAAAUCUCAAAAAAUGAUUACUCUUAAAAGAGAAUUAUAUGGACAAAUAGAUAAAAAUUGGAAAUGGUAUACAUCUGAGGAGCGUGCCAAUGUUAGGGGAAUGUUAUCAAAAAGACCAGAUACUAAUAUAGUUGCUCCAACAAGACGUUCAGGUAUGUAUACAUUAUCUGCUCCAUCAUCUUCCAAAAAUCAAGAACCUAACAAAGAAGUUAAAGAACCAGUUUCAACUAAGAUAUCUGUUUCUCCACAACUUGAAAGUGGUGAAAUUAUAGAUGAAACUCCUACAGAAUCUCCUAAAAAGAAGGAAUAUCUUUUAACACCAAAUGCUCCUUCUGAAGACUAUUCAACACAUUUUAAUGAUAUAAAAACAUUAGAAGAAUAUGAAAAAUACAUACUUCUUCAUGAAAAAGAAUAUAAUGAAUAUUUGUCAUUGCAUAAUUAUCUUAAAGAUAUAGCUAAAAAAUUUGAAAAUUUUCAAAAAUCUCUUUCAGAAACUUCUAUAAAUACAAAAGAACAUCAAAAAGUAUUACGUUCAGUACAGUCAAAUUAUGAGCAUUAUGAAAAUGAUGCUGAGUUUCUUCGUAAACGUCAAAGACACCUUGAUCUUCGCACCAGACUUGAAAUUUUAACAAAUAAAAUAGAGGAAUGGGAUAGACGUGAUAAAGAAAAAAGAUAG